Branchiostoma belcheri (Belcher's lancelet) is the source of this 5910-nucleotide messenger RNA. RefSeq lists its product as uncharacterized. The record is from RefSeq and is a predicted model, not a curated record. The transcript has 37 exons. NCBI's taxonomy places the organism in Eukaryota, Metazoa, Chordata, Leptocardii, Amphioxiformes, Branchiostomatidae. The coding region runs from base 1 to 5910 and encodes 1969 amino acids.
AUGCCUGACCUGCCUACACGGCAGCUGGACAAACAGAACCUGAUUAAUGCUGUCGCGUCGUUCCACACGGACUUCAGUGAUAAACUAGUUGUGGAGAACGUCCUUCUGUCCCCUCGACCCAGCAAACACAUGAUUGAACACGUCCUUCCCAACUUUGUCGGUCUUGAUCAUCCUCCAUCCAAACUUCUUGUCUCCGCUCUUGAAGAUUUGGCUUUUUAUCCCGACAAUGAUGUAUACUUGGAUCCUUCAGUUCGGCAAAUGUGCCUGCUCGUCCUUGGCUCUCUUGCCAACGUUGUGUCAGCGCACGGCGACCCUGAGACAGCACGGCGGAUUGUUGGACGUAUGGAAGAUCAACUGGGACUGCACGAUCCUUGGUUGGAAAGACAGAAACGUUCUACCCAGACUGCAACAGAACUGGAACAGCAUGAUUUUGAGCGGGUGACGCUGAUAGAGGCUUUAGGAAAUGCUGCCCAGUCCAGCUCCUAUGAACACAUCGUGUCCUACACUAACCACAGUUCAGCUCCGCCGCUGCUGAGGAGGUCUGGUCUACAUGCACUCAGGAACUACCAACACAAACAGUCAGCAGACCGGCUGCUACAGUCCGCCCUGACAGACGAGGACGAGCAUGUACGGUACGAGGCCAGCCUGUACUACCAGGCACAUCCGCAUGGACAACAAGUACCAUGGACACAACAACCCAUCGGGCCAGGAGUACAGAAUGUGACAAGCCCAGCUCUAGAACACUGCGAGCUACCCACGAGGCUUCGCACAAAGAGAGGCUUCUUUGAAGACAUAACGUUCCUCCUGUCAGCCCCUGGUGUGGACUGGAAAAGAAUCAUCGGGUCUUCAACAAUAGGCGCUUCCUUUGGAGUGACUGUGAAGAAUGGCCUAGACCUUAAAAUAGCGCCCCUCAGCGGCCAUUUUAAAGCCAACAGCCACAACGAGAUCUUUGCCAGGGUCCACCUGGGCAUGCUGGGUAUUAACCUUGACCUUCUGGUGGUGAGAAUGUGCUUCAAAGGAGAAACAUCCUACAACCUUAACCUACUGCAGGAAUUUGACGUUGACGAGAUCAAGCGGCUUGUGUCCCAGUUCGACAGCGUUGUGACUAAGAUCUACAGCAACAUGGAGAAGGGCAUCAACGCACUGAAGGAUGUGAUCACAGGAGACCCUGACAUCAUCGGGAUGUUUGAGGACCUCGGAACUGUUAUUGAACAGCUACCUGAAAAGGCGUUUGAACUGCGUGAUGCAGUGGAAAACUCACUCCACACACUGGGGCAGUUUGACCCAGCAGACUGGCCUGAACCUGCCCAGCCUAUCAUACAGAUGGUGAUGGGAGUCAUCAACACAUACCAACAAAUCAAGAGUGACAUUCUGGGCUUCUACAAUGCGGUGAACAUGGGUAUCAGGGUUGACCUACCCUGGGCAGCUGAGCAGAUCUGGGGAGCCAUCACUACCAUGAUAGAGGCCCUGAAUGACGUGUUCAGCAACCCAAAGGGUGCCCUAAGCGAUAUAUUCAAAAGUGUCUUCAGGUUGAUUCAAGCUGUUACCAAGCUUAUAGAGCGGAAGAAUGAGAUCAUGGGCUAUGUGUACCCAAAUGGUGACUGGCCGUAUUGGUUUGACCUAGGCGGACUUGCAGCUGAGGUUGCAGACAAUAUCACAACAGCACUGGAGACCAGCCAGGCUAUAGGAGAAGCCUGGGUGUCUGAAAUCACACAGGAUCCAGUUAAACAUGUAUUAGGAAAGAGUGAGUCUGAGCUGAAGCGUUACAUGAUGAGUCAGUUGGGAGAUGUGUUGAACCGUCUGAAGGAACCCCUCGCACCACUGUUAACAAUCAUCAGCGAGGUGCAGAAAAUCUUCACUCUGGUGGAGAAUAUCAUCAACAGUGUCAAAGAGGGGUAUGCUCUUCUUUUUGAAAUGUACAGUAAAGUUAAAGCUAUGCAGGAGGGACUGUUUGGGCCUAAGGCUCACCUCAAGUUCCCAAGAAAGAUCCGUCUGAGUGGAAACGGGUGUGGUGAGGACGGCUUUUAUCCAACAGACAACGAAGAAAGGUACGAAGGACGCAUGGGAGUGGACCUGGAGACAGACAUAGCAAAUCAGAUUGUAGCACCAUUCUCUGGGAAUAUGUGGAAGCUAAAUGACAAGGCUGUCGGCAUCAACUGUACGGAGUCUUCCAUGCGUGGGAUGACAGCAUAUGUCGAGAACGUGGACUUGGCCGAUGAGAUGUUUGAGAAUGGAGACAUAGUCAAUAUACUGGCCGGAGAGGAAAUCGGUAAAGCUGCACGCUCAAGUUGCACCAACCACAUCCACUUUGCAGUGGAGAAAGACGGCAGCUUUGUGGACAUUAGCAAGUUUCUGGAACCACGUUUCAUCACUAUUCCACAGUGGAUACAGCACUGUGAUGACUACAAGUUGGCUUACAAGUUUCAAACCAUAAAGGCAGGCUACAUUGUGGGUCUGGGUGGCAAGAAAAGUGAAGACACGUCGCCAAAGAGGACAGCGACUAAACCGGACACGUCUGGCUUACAGAUGCCAGAGAAGACAAGGAGAAAGAAACGAGGAAUUUCCAUCUCAAUUCCCUCAAAUUCAGACGGUAAAGACCUGCUGAGCAGUCUGGGUAUCCCCGCCAUUAACAGUUCCGGCCCAGCCAACAGUGGUUUCUCCAUGGCCCGGCUGAAAAUCUGCAACAUCCUGGACUUCCUGCAGGCUGUCGGCAUGGACGACACCAGGGAGGCUCUCAUUAAAGUCAUCGGGGGUGUUCAGGCCCUGAUAGAGAGUAAGCCAUGUGCCCGUCCGGAGACAAAGACAGACGACCAGCUGAGAGCUGACCUGCAGCUGCGUGGUCUGGAGACGACAGGAUCCCGGCACCAGCUCAUCGCCCGCAUGAAACAAGCUGACCAAGGCUGUCCGUUCCUGACACUUUCAUUGCCAGACAAUGUGUACUGUACAGUGGACGAUUUGUGUCUGGGGGUUUCCUGUUGUGUGGACAUCCAGGUGUGGAAGUUCAGAAAGUCUAUCAAAGCCUACGCGAGGUUUGACAUAGAAGACUUCACGUUCAGAAUGGGGAUAGAGUCGGCAGGACUGGACCCAUGGACGUACGAGUACAAGGCUGCUGAUGGAAUAUGGGAUGAAGAAAGAGAACUGGACACAGGGAUCUCCUUUGGAUUCGUUGGUGUUGAUAUGGACCUGAAGCUUAGGUUUACUCUGGAAUAUGAGAAGCCGACGCACUUCUUCCUGACCCUGAGUGUGGGUCUGUGUGGGGAGGAGUGUCUGGAGUUCUUCACCCUGUUGGACCACGCCCUCCUCCCCAUCCCGGAGAAGCUACCGAACGGGACCUGGGUGUGGCCGGACAUUGACUGGGAGUCUCAGCUGCAGAACGUCGUGUCACAAAGCAUCAGGCAUGUCGGUCAGGAGGCCCUGGGCUGGCUGGGACUACCAGCAGAUCUUUUGGACAAUACGGAACCAUGCCCUUUCCCGAAACUACUGACACAUGCCCAGCUUGUGGAUGGGCUUGCGAAACAAGGACUCAGUACUAGUGGCGACUCUGCAACACUCCUGAGAAGAUAUGAAGCAGCUGAUAGAGGAAUCAAUUGCUGUGUGGAAAUCAGCAUCCCAGCACUGGAGUUCGUCAAAGCCUUCCGGGCCUUUGUGAGACUGGAUGUCUGUGAGUUUGAGAUUAUUGCAGGAUUCGAGACCUUAGAGUAUCGAAAACUACUCUUCAACUUCCCUUGGGGGAAAGUAUUGGACAUCAAGCUAUCCGAGGGCAUCAACAUUCUCCUGACCAUUGACCGAGAUGCGGACCACCUGAAUUUUAUCAUUGACUUGGGGCUGAAGGCUUGCCAUGAGAGUGACUGUUUCCUUGAUGUGAACAUCUUUGAUGACUUGGUCUUGCCAAUCCCAAUCUGCAAUGCCAAUGCCAGUUUCACUGUGCCAUCAAUCAGUGCAUUUGUUGCUGACCUGGCAGGAGAUGUCAGCCAGGCUGCAGUUGACGUCAUCCUGAAACAGCUCGGCCUGUAUGAGGUUUUCUUACCGGUGGGAGAAGUUGCCCAGCUUCCUGUCUUGAGUAAAAGAUCUACAGGAUGUCCAUUGUUUGAGAUUGACUUCUCUGGACUGCCAGAUCUCGUGGAGUGUCAGCUGGACAGUAACUGCCUCGGUGUCCACUGUGUAUUGAGUGUGACCAUACUGGACUAUGUCACCUUGUCUACCCUCGCUUAUGUCUCCAUCGAUGCCUGUGACUAUGAGUUUGGGAUGAGCCUGGGGGAGUGGAACUACGAGGUCUCACUGCUGACAUACAACUGGGGAGAGACAAGGACAAAGGUGCUUGGAAACAAUGCUCUUGACAUCACAUACUCCAUUGGAAAAGACUCAGAAACGAAAGAGUUUGUGUUAGAUGUAGCCAUCGAUCUCUGCAUCGAAGACAGCUGUAUCCCAACCAUCCCUCUACUGGAGAACCUCCGCGUGCCCCAACCCUUCUGUAACCCAGAUGGGUUUGCGUUGCCGGGUGGGUCCAUAGAUGGGUACCUGGACUACCUGGCAGAACAGGGACAAUCUGCAUUAGCCACAGUGACAGAGGCUGCAGUGGACCUCCUCCUAGAAAAGUUGGGACUGUCAGACUUCUUUGAAGAGGAGCAAUGCCAUAGACCUACAGUCCUGCAGAAUGGGUGGGCAGGAAUCAACAAAUGCAACCAGCUUAACCCCCCACAGCUGCCAGACACCAUGGCAUGUACUGUUGAAGACAACUGCAUGGGUGUAAAGUGUUGUCUAGACUUGGACUUCAAGUUGAUCAAAUUGACUGUCCAAUCUUAUGUACACCUGGACUUGUGCAACUACAAGUUAUUGAUGGGUAUUGGCAACGUUGACAUAGCGCAGACUCUCUUCACCUAUGAAUGGGGAACUCCAAAACUAUUUACCAUUGGAAAUGCCAUAAAGAUUGACUACAGCAUAGACAAAGAUGACCUGGAGAAGAUGUUUGUGGUGAAUGUCGUGGUGUCGCUGUGUCUGGACGGAGACUGUUCUGAAACCCUCCCGCUCCUGAAGCAGAGUAAAAUCCCACAGAUAGGCUGCAUCACCAACUUCACCUUACCAGGUGGCUCCAUACACGGCUUCAUGGAGUACCUACUAAAUAACACCAUUGAGAAUGCAGGACGGGAGUUGACAGAAGCGGGGAUCAGUGCUGUGCUGAAACACUUGGGACUUAAUGAUGUAUUGUCUUUGAAGGAUGAUCAGUUCAGAGCUCCUGAGAACAUAGAGACUGUGAACGGCUGGAGCAUCCCAGAGUUCAACAAUUUAACUCCGAUGCCCUCUCUUCCUGCUGACUGGGUAUGUGUGGUGAAUGACAACCUUCUGGGCGUUAGGUGUUAUUUCUCUGUUGACCUCGUGGCUGUGACCCUAAGAACAACACUGUGGAUGGAUCUGGACAUGUGCACCUACACCUUCACAGCUGGCAUCGGGUUAAAGACCUUCAGUUUCAGAUUGUUUGACUACGAAUAUGGUGAAGAGAGGACCCUCACUGCAGGUAGCGUCUUCUCUCUAAGAUACAUCAUAGACCAAGAUACGGAAACAGAUAGUUUUGUCCUGGACCUGGAUAUGACACUGUGUGUGGACACUGUGUGUGCAGACAUCACUCUCUGGUCAGGCUUUAGGGCACCACAGCCUGGAUGUGGGCAGAACUUCAUUCUUGGAGACUAUACCAUUGAGGAGUUCCUGGCCAUGGCUGCUGAAGCAUCGGCUGGAAGUGUAACAAGAACGGCCACGGAAGCAGCCCUGAAGGCAUUAGGACUCCAUGGAGUGCUGUCUAUUGGCGAAUCCUGUGACAUGCCUGAAGGUCUGGUGAAUGGGUGGAAAGGCGCAGAGAGUAAGUCAUACAUUUUAAUAGACAGGUUCAUUGGUUUAAAGAACUGUUUGAGUCAGUGA